AUGCAAUCGAUUUCUAAUUUAUCUAAUGUUACCACACUUGAUCUCACCAUUAAUUCACCAACCGAUUCGGUCUUUCCAUCAGUAUCACUUGUACACGAUCUUCUCGUUAUCUUACACAAGGUCAGCAGACUUUAUUUAUGUUACAAUAACUUACUUGAAUUUCUCAAAUCAUCAUCAAUGGUAGAAAUAUUACAGAAACAGAUUGAAACAUUACGGAUUAUAUUUAAUACUGAUCCGCCAUUACUUGAAAAUAUGAUUCAAAUAUUCAACAUUUUUGCUGCAAAGCUGAAGUUUCUAUAUUUUCAGUUGCAUAUUGAUUUUCCAACAUACAAUUUUUACCUUAUUUUACCAUUGUUAAUGUGUGGAAUAUGUCCCGAAUUGCUCAUAUUUGAAUUAGAACUACAGACACCAGAAGGACAACAACAACAACCAACUUUUAACGAAGACUUUAAAUUAUGGUUAAAAGAAUGCUUGACAGCAUUGAGUAAAGCUAAUGCCAAACGAUCCACUUCAAUUGAGUAUAAAAUAACCGAUAGACAAUUUGCCAUUUCAUUCUAA
Messenger RNA from Rotaria sp. Silwood2, 558 nucleotides. Lineage: Eukaryota; Metazoa; Rotifera; Eurotatoria; Philodinida; Philodinidae. The record is from the annotation of a GenBank genome assembly.